This is a messenger RNA of Sarcophilus harrisii (Tasmanian devil), 4173 nucleotides long. RefSeq names its product PPARGC1 and ESRR induced regulator, muscle 1 (gene PERM1). The transcript has 4 exons. Gene Ontology annotation, biological process: response to muscle activity; regulation of DNA-templated transcription. Lineage: Eukaryota; Metazoa; Chordata; Mammalia; Dasyuromorphia; Dasyuridae. The record is from RefSeq and is a predicted model, not a curated record. Gene Ontology annotation, cellular component: nucleus; cytoplasm. Bases 135 to 2690 code for a protein of 851 amino acids.
GACCAGUGGGCAAGGAGAGUAUUUUUAGGAUGUCAAUGAGAGAGGCCGGAGGGGCGGGGCUCGGCCCACUGUCCUAGACUGAGCCAACGGUGUGCUCCUCUGGACCCAGCUGCCUGUAACCCCCAGCCUGCUUCAUGCCCUCCAUCAAGCUGUGGGGACCCAGAAUGGAGAACUUUGAGUACAGCAUCCAGCUGAGCGACAAGGACUGGGCCGACUUCUCGGCGGCCGCGGAGGAGUGCGGCCUUCUGCAGGCGGCUCUGGCUUCGGGGGACGAGCCCCUCUCCAGCGACAUUGAGCAGGGGGACAGCAGCGGCAGCAGUCCCCCCGGGCCUCCCCCCCCACGGCUCCUCCGGGUGCGAGCAGGCAGCCCCCCGGCCGAGGACCUGCUGGCGGUCCUGAGCAGGCGGCCCUUGGCCGCCGCCCAGGGGGGCUGCUCUGGCAGGGAGGAGGAGGAGGGCCCAGAUGCCCGCCUGGUCAGCAGGUUUCGGUGUGAGCGUGUCCUGGCCCCGGGGGCUGGUCAGCAGACUCAGUGCACGUCCACCCAGCUGGAGGAGCAGCUGCCCUCGGCUGUCCUCUGCCCCGAGCAGCUCGCUCCUGCCCUGCAGCCCGAGCCCAGCGCCAGGGGUGGCGAGAUGCAGAAGUCCCCACGGGGGGCUGCCACCCAGCUCACUGAGGCCGGGGGCCACUCGGGGAAGGACCCCCCCGGCCAGGAGCAGCCGAACAGCCUCGACCCGGCCAAUGGGAAGAGAUCUCCCCACGAGCCCAACCCCGGCGCCUCCCCCCGGAGCCCAGGGAAGAAGAAGCGGAGGUCGGUGGCUGCCAAGGGAAGUGGAUCCCCGAAAGCUCAGGACUCCAAGAGACAGGGGCCCCCCAGCCCCUCGCUGCCCCCUUCCGGGAGCCAGCCGGACAAGGGCCCCAGCCAGGCUCUGGCCGGCCUGGAGGAGGACGGUCCAGGAGCAGAGCCGCCGGCUGGAGUGGCUGGACUGGGAACCAGAGCCAGCCGUGGGGCAGACCCACUGGGCCCACCCUCCUCCCCCAUCCCGGGCCCGAGGCCCUCUCCCCCCACGCCACGUCCGGAGGCAGGACCUGCCCCCCGAGAACGGCCCUUCUCAGAUCUGGCUUCUCCUGCCUCAAAGACAGGGAAUGUGUCUACACCUACCCGGAUUCCGGAAGCAGGAGAAAACUUGUCUACACCUGUCUCCUUCCCUGAGAAGGGAGUGAACUUGUUUGGUGUGGCCUCUGAGGCUGAGUCAGGCCGUGAUCCAUCUAUACCUGUCUCCAAAGAGAAGCUGCGCAGGAAUAAUGAGACCAAUUCAGAAGGCGGCUUCCCCCACACUUCUGUCGCCAAGUCGGAACCCCAGCACCAUCGGUCUACACUUGUUCUCUUCCCUAAGGCAGAGGUACCCAAGGCCCAGCCAAAUGUGAAUAUGUCUACACCUGCUCCCCAGCUCCAGCCAGAAGUGGAUGUGUCUACACCUGACCUGAAGGCCGAGCCAGACAGGAACCGCUCUGCUUCUGCCCCCAGAGCCAGGGCAGACGUGGAUGUGUCUACACCUGACCUGAAGGCCGAGCCAGACAGGAACCCCCCUGUUUCUGCCCCCAGAGCCAGGGCAGAUGUGGAUGUGUCUACACCUGACCUCAAGGUCGAGCCAGACAGGAACCCCUCUGCUUCUGCCCCCAGAGCCAGGGCAGACGUGAAUGUGUCUACACCGGCCCAAGUUACUAAGAGUUUCGAUUCCCUGGCUCCAUGGGAGCCCCAGGGGGAGCCUGAGGAAGGGGCUCCCUUGUGUCCAGGCCCCCUGAGGGCGCCUUCACAGGGAACGGCUCCGGCAGUGCAGUCCCCCAGCAUUGUGGCCCCGAGCCAAGCUCCAAGGAGGAAGAAAGUCCGUUUUUCAGGGGUGUCUAGCUCCCCCCAGGAGGACUCCACCCCAGCCUCUCCAUCAGUGGACAAGGCUGCACCUGAGAGCCCUCGGACUUUGGGCGGGGGCCGGGGGGGCCCCAGAGCCUGGGACGCUGUGGCUGUGGGCUUGCACCCCCAGCCGCGGAUUCUGAAGCACCCGUCCUACCCCUCGGCCUUGGCCAGGGAGUCGGCAGGACCCCGGGAGGACUUUGCCCUGACCCUCCCUGAGGCCUAUGACUACUUUUUCUGUGACACCAUCUUGGAGGAGGAGGAGGAGGAGGAGGAGGAGGAGGACUUCCCGGCCGAUGUGCAGUGGCCUGAGGUGUGUGAAUAUUUUUUCCGGGACAGCCGACUCCACCCCCCAGCACCCGCUCUCCAGGCGCCCACUCGGGGCGCGCCGGUCCCCAUCUCCAUCCCGGAGGCCUACGAACACUUUUUUGGGGAGCAGGGGCCGCUGAGCCCGUCCGACGAGCAGACUCGGGGGCCCGAGCAGGCUCCCCUCCUGGUCCGGCCUGGGGUCCCCACCCCUGGAGAACAAGGCCCACAGAAAGCGGAGGAGCUGGGCCUGAGCGUGAGCCUCGAAGGGGAGCAGAGGGCUCCACUCAUCCCCAUCACCUUUAACCAGAAUGACAUGUGUCUGGGGUUCGUGGCCUUCGCCACGUGGGCCGUGAGGACUUCAGACCUUCAUGCACCAGAUGCCUGGAAAACAGUGUUGCUGGCCAACAUCGGCGCCCUCUCGGCCAUUCGAUACUUCCGGAGACAGGCCGGGGAAGGACGCCCGAACCCGUAGCCUGCAGGCCGGGCCAGCUGGGGCCCAGGAGGGCAGGCCCCAGCCGGGGACGGCUGCCGAGACUCAGGGUUGGAGUGAGGGGCACAGUCCGCCAAGGGGGGCCAGGCUUCUUCAGACCUCUGGUCUGUUCCGGCCACAUUCACACAGCCCUCCCCCCCCCCCAUCUCCCAGCCUCUCUCCUCCCCCAGCCCAGGCCUGGCCCUCAUGUCCAGCCCGGGGCCUGCACAUCCCAGCGGGAGGCCCGGGUCCCGCUGGCGGCCGAGGGCUAAGUUGUAGCACCUGUAGUAAGUCAGACUUCACAAGGUAGAGUGGGGAAGAGGGGGAUGGCCCAGGCUAUCUGCUGAGGAAUGGAUGAGGGGAGCGGGCAGAGGGACCCCCAAGUGAGCCCCACCUGGUUGGAGGCUCCUGAAUGUCUUGGAAGUGGGGCAAGAGACCAUGUGGGAGGUGGGGGGGGCAAGUAGCUGCCGGGGCAAAGCGCAGCCACUUCAGGAAGCCCCUCUGGACUCACUGGUGACAGGCCCUGGAGAUGGGGGGCAUGGGGGCCCCCUCGGGUGGGUUCUGGAGCGGAGAAUGCAGAAGGAAGGGGGUCAGAGGAACACAGCUCCUGCUGCUGGGGACGGGCCGGGCCCACACAAAUUGUGGGAGCACAGUAAGGAUCCCUGGAAGGAGCUGGUGGGAGUGGGACGAUGGCGCAGGGACACUUGGAUGUCAUUUGGAAACCGAGGACUCCCUAAGGAAGGAUGGAGUUUUUGAAGGCAAGGAGACAUGAGUAGGGGGCAGGAGAUGGAGAGGUCAUUUGGCUCUAUAGGCCUGGUGAGGGAUGGGAGGCUCCUGGUCAUUUGGAGAGCGGGAGGGAAGUGGGAGAGGAAUCUGAGAGGGCAGCAGGGAGGUUAAAGGUUAAUGGUCUCACUGGGGGCUCUGAGUCCUUCUGGACUGAGGUCCCUGACAGUUACCUGAGUGUGUAAUGAUGUGUGUGGGGGGGGAGAAGAAUGGACACACAGACAGUGGGUGACAAUAAAUUUUUUUUCUAUUUCUGGGUUGAUGGGUUGAUUUCCCCAGGAUCAGCUCCAUCCCCUUCCCCAGACCUCAUUGUCAGGAUUAUGGCCCAUUACCCAGAAGCCACCCCGUGACACAGGCUGAAUCCAGUGGACAGGAAUCACUCAGGAAGCCCAGAGUCCCUCCUGCCUCUCUGGGAGUGGCUGGGGACAGGGGACUUCCCUGAAGGCAGGCCCUAGAAUCUCUGGCAGAAAAACCAGUCCCCGAUUCUGGAGGUCUCAAUCCUGUCCUGACUUGUUUUAAGGGAAUAUGGGGGAGGGGUCUGUAGUGUCUGUCUAACCUGUCCUUACUUAAUCCUCAGGUCCUAGACAGAGCUGAGAGAAACCAAUGACCCUUUUUUGUUCACAGCUCUUCACUGGCCCCAGGCCCCAAUCUGCAGCCUCCUACUAACUUCAUAGCUCACUGUCCCUUCCAGCCCUCACUGCCC